Mercenaria mercenaria is the source of this 2022-nucleotide messenger RNA. RefSeq lists its product as uncharacterized. The coding region runs from base 830 to 1879 and encodes 349 amino acids. Gene Ontology annotation, molecular function: catalytic activity. The record is from RefSeq and is a predicted model, not a curated record. Lineage: Eukaryota; Metazoa; Mollusca; Bivalvia; Venerida; Veneridae. The transcript is spliced from 11 exons.
UAUUUUCCCACGGCAUGAGGAUUUAACAUUUCGUUGCAUCUUCUAGGAAAACUAAAUCUAAAUUUCCAUUGAGUCUUAGUUAAAUCUUUUCAUGAUAUAAACGCUAAAACAUACAUAAGUUAAUUAAGUGUUGGAUAAGUUUUAGAAAAAAAAACACCAUUAAUCGAAUAGUUGAACAAUAGAUCAUUUUUUGUUAAUCAAUCAUUAAUUUAUUUGCACAAUUUUGCCUUCAACUUUGCUUCUAACAAAAUAAGUCGUGAAUGUUUUGUUUUGUUCAAAACAACACUAAGUUGUGAAUAUUUAUAAACGUGACAGCAAUCUUAAAUAAAUUCUUGAAAGUAUGUAAGUUUUUGAAAUUGCUACCUUGAAUAUUUUUUACAAAGAAGAGAAAUUUGUCGUGAAUGUUUUGUUUUGUUCAAAACAACACUGAGUUGUGAAUAUUUAUAAACGUGACAGCAAUCAUAGAUAAAUUCUAUGUAAGUUUUUGAAAUUGCUAACUUGAAUAUUUCUUACAAAAAAGAAAAUAAAAUAAAAUUAAAUGAUUUGUGAUUACGUCUUAUAAGUUUGAAAGUUAUUUGCUGAGUAAAUAUCUACUGUAAACCGGAAGUGGAAAGGUUUUACUGCUGAACAGAACACAAGACAUUUUAUAUUCCUCAGGAUUUUCAGAUAGAAUGGUAAGAAGUCUUUUUAGAAACGAAAGACUGUCAAAAACCGCUCCUCGGAAGGAACAAAAACGAAUGAUUCAAAGCGUAUUACACAGAUCGCUUCUCGGAAGGACGAGGGAAUUCCGGUACAAUACGCCGCAGAAGUUUUAUACUUAUGUCAGGAAAUGAUUCAGCGAAUACUACUUAAGAUGGUUCUCGUCACUCUUUUGCUGGCAUGUAGCUGUUUUUGGACAUGCGAAGGUAACCGGAACAAAAAAGUUCUUACUGUUCUUACCUACAAUCUUUGGCUGCACGAGUACAACGAGAAAGCCUAUCGGACAAAAGAAGAGAGAAAAAAGAAUAUUAUUCAUGUCUUGAAGAAAUCGGAAGCUGAUACAGUCUGUCUUCAGGAGGUGUACUUUGGAAAGGAUAUCGAAGAUUUUGUGGACAGUCUCAAGGACAAGUAUCCAUAUACAUUCAGUGGCAUACACAUCACUGUAAAUGGCUUCCCACCGCAGGCCAAAGGGAAAAGAAAACCGCCAUGUGAUAAUACAAGAUUAGUGACUUAUUUGAAUUGUAUCAAAACCAAUGGAUGUACUGCAACGGCAGACGACAGGGAGUUGCUAGCAUGUGUGCUUUCAAACUGCGUCAAUCAACUUCAAAAUAUAUUUCAGAAAGACAGUCAGGAAUGCCUGACUUGUAUGACUAUGUCUACGGCUAAUAUCAUGGAGUGUACAUCUACACGUCCAGUGGUUGGUGGUCGGACAAUGAAUGUAGGAGGUCUUUUCCUGCUGUCGAAUAGGAAACUUCGUGAUGUGUCUUACACCGAUUAUCACCCGACAACAAAAGAAUUGUUCCCGACAGGAUUCAUAAAAGCAAAGGUUGAUGACAUCGCAACUAUAGUUUGCACCCACCUGAGUGCUGUAGGCACAAACGAUUUUUACGAACCUGAACUGAUGAAAAAAGGUUUUACAUCAUACUCCGAUAUGAAUGCUUAUGAGACUAGAACUUUGAUAAGAAGUCUUCGCGGUAUUCAACCGGCCAUUAUAUUGGGUGAUUUUAACACAGGUUUUGCAUAUAAACCUCAGCUUCGCUCGGUAAUACCAGACAGCUACGUUGAAAUGCUAAAAAGAUUUACCACAAGGCCAGCUCUGAAGUUUACGUACCGUGACCCUUCAAACAGAAAGAUUCAGUCUGUUAUUGACCAUAUUUUUGUCAAGAACCUUCAUACGUAAAACCAAGAGAGUGUUUGGUCCCAAAACUGGAAAGGCUUUAAUGAGUGAUCACGUUGGUGUGCAAGCCGUGGUGAAAGCAGCAUGAUAAUUGCACCGAGGAACAUACAGCAUUUUAAAAUCUUUUGACUUAUGUGUUAAAUGUU